AUGGUUCCCUGGACUCUGUGUUCAAUGAGUGGGCGCACUUUCGUCACCACUCACCUGCGGGCCACCAGGGACGGCUCCCGAGCUGGCAGCCUGAGACCUAAAGCAGCCUCCGCCUCUGGCUUGGGCUGCCACAACACAGCUUUCCCAGCUCCCCAGGUCCGCGAAGUGCUGACCAGGUGGAGCCCGCGCAGGCUGAGGCCUCCUUCGACCCCCCCACCCUCACUUGAUGCCUGCUCAGGACAGUCCUCGGGGCGCUGCAGUGUUCCCCAGUGCACAUCUGAGGGCGUGCCCGAGGCCUCUUCCGAUCCCGGCCCUGGCCCCGUGGCCAACAGCAGCUCCCGCGGCUCCUCCCCAGCGAAGGACAUGGACAACGCCAAGGGCCACGCUCAUGCUGGCAAGAGUGCAGCGAGCUGGUGCAGCGCCCCGCUGGCACCUCUGGAGCUCAUCUCUGCACACAAGUGGGGCAGCGUGGUGACCAUGCUCGAUGCUUGGCUUGCUACUCAAGAGGGGCCAGUGAGCAUGGCCGUGAAGGGGCCCCCAGCCCAUCCAGGGCCCCCGUUCCUGGGAGGCCCCAUGCCGUCCCACGUGGACUAUGGGUCGCCGCCGCCACCACUGCUCUGCAGAUCCUUCGGGCCUCGGCCGAUGUCUCCUAGGCCACCGCAACCAUUCGUUGCACGCAUGGGCCCACCACUGGGCUUAAGAGACUAUGCGCCCGGCAUGCUGCCCGGACGCCACGACCUGCCGCUACAUCCCCGCGAGUUCUUGCCUGGACCUGUGCCAUUCAGGCCUCCAGGCCCGCUCGGCGCCCGAGCAUAUUUCAUUUCGGAUCUGCGAAUGCCACCCGCUGGACUCCAAGACUACCGACCACCACCUGCCGGGCCCCAGGAUAACCCACCGAUGCCUGCCGGGCCCCAGGACAACCCACCACCGCCUGCUGGGCGCCAGGCCUACCCACCACCACGUGCCGGGCACCAGCACUACCCACCACCGCCUGCCAGGCCCCAGGACUACCAACCACCAAGUGCCGGGCUCCAGGACUACCCACCGCCGCCUGCCCGGCCCCACGACUACCCACCGCCGCCUGCGGGGGUCCCAGGAAAACCCACCACCAAGUGCCGGGCCUCAGGACCAUGGAUGGCCGCCCUCUGCGAGCCUAAACUUCGCAUGCUGUGA
This is a messenger RNA of Cavia porcellus (domestic guinea pig), 1173 nucleotides long. Its product is annotated as basic salivary proline-rich protein 3-like. The coding region runs from base 1 to 1173 and encodes 390 amino acids. The transcript is spliced from 8 exons. The record is from RefSeq and is a predicted model, not a curated record. Lineage: Eukaryota; Metazoa; Chordata; Mammalia; Rodentia; Caviidae.